Messenger RNA from Enterobius vermicularis (human pinworm), 690 nucleotides. Lineage: Eukaryota; Metazoa; Nematoda; Chromadorea; Rhabditida; Oxyuridae. The record is from the annotation of a GenBank genome assembly.
AUGGCUUUCUUCAUCACCAAGACUGUGCGUUGUGUGAUAUUAGCCAUCUUAUUGUACAGUGGAACACAGUAUUUCUUACGUUGGAAGUCUUACACAUUUUCCCCAAAAGUCUUUCGCGAGAAAUCAAUUGCUGCUGCACAACCAGCUAAUGGCUUGUCAAAUGUCAAUAAACUGCGAAAUGACCUAAGCAGGGAAUAUCGUGAUCAUAUAUUAGAUCCUACGUGGGAAGCAGUUUAUGGAGGUGGACUCUUGCUUCGUGCAAAUUUCUUGCAUGCUUCUUUAACAGAAUUUAUAGUUGCAUUCCAUGCAGCGCAUCGAACACAGGGUUUCUCAGGUUUCCACUGGAUUAAUUCGACAUGUACAGUUUUGAAUGGCGCAGUUUCCAGAACUCUACACAGCCUUCAUGGUGGUAACAAAGAAACCUUCAAACCAGGUAAUAAUUUCCGGCACGGAGAAUUCCAACGAUACUUUUAUGAAUUCUCAGACGAUACAUACAUGGUUUGUUACGGAAGAGGAGCUGUUCCAUUAAGUUCUUUGUGGUUGGCCACGGGAUCUAUUUCUGCAGCUGACCCUCUUUCGCUGGUCCGAAUAUUUUACAUUUACGGUCACGGUUCCAUUCACGAAAUAGGAUUCUCAUUGAAAAAAACAUUCAACUAUUACAAGUCUAGGGUAGUGAAGUCAGAACUUUAG